AUGCGAAUCGGGGUCUAUAAAAGUGUUGUUUACUUUUUACUGAUAAUUGAGAUUUGCAACUGCCUUAUAUGCGAGACAUGCAACGGACCAACUUGUUUCGACAAAGAGCUCUGGGUCCAGGAAAUAUGUGAGCCAGCAGCAAGAAGUUGUUACAAAUUAUCUUACAAAGGAAAAGCAUUUCGUCGAGGAUGCACAGAAUUUUCGUGCAAAGAUAUUCCAGGCAUCAGUCCGCAAUCGGAAUGUGAUACUUGCGGAUAUGAUAGUUGUAAUAAAGAAGAACGUCGGAUGCGAAUAGGAGGAGGGCGAAGUUGGAAGAAGUCGAGUUCGAGUAUUCAACUUCAAUUCAUAUUUGAAAUGGCAUCAGCUGUUGGUUGGCAAACAUCAGCAUCCGCUAUUGAAAUAGCAAUGGAUCGAAUUAAACAGGAACAUUUAAUAGAUAAUGUUUUUAUCAAUUUCAUAUAUGUUUUUGAUGAUUGCAUCGAAUCAAGAGCCGCUGGCCAGGCGGCCAAUCUUUUUAUGAAUGGGAAUGUGAGUGCUAUUAUCGGACCAACAUGUAACGCAGCUGGUUUGGCUGUUGCCAAUUUGGCGUCAUAUUACAAUACAGCAGUUUUGACGUGGGGAUUGACAAUUUCAUCAGAAUUCAUCAACAAUAGUCGAUUCCCAACGUCAAUAUCGCUAGUUCCCGUUGCUAAAUCAAUUGCCUUAGCUAUAAUCGAAGUUAUGAGACAGUUCGAUUGGGCCGAAUUCGUUUAUAUUUAUGUCGAAGAUGAAAAGUGUGGCUAUUUUCGCGAGGAUCUCGAACAAUUGACUUCUGAUUCGAAUCACACUUCGCUAUCGCGAACUGUUCAAAUUUUUGAUACAACAUAUUAUGGCUUCACAAGACAACUUGUAAGACUAAAAACUGUUUCGAGAAUUUUUACCGUUUGCCUUCCGGAAGAUAGCAUUAUAAAGCGACAAUUCAUGCUAUCGGCUUACGAUUUGGAAAUGACAUCCGACGAAUAUGUUUAUCUUUUUGCUGGUCCCAAAUCGACUGCUUACCAACAAACAUCGUCGACUGGAGACGUCGUCGGUAUUUGGGUUGAUUGGUCUGAAAAUCCAGAUGGGAGAGACGAGGAAGCGAAACUCGCGUUUAUGAGAACAAUGGUGAUUGUUGCCACCCCAAUUGAGGGUGAGAAUUAUGCGAAUUUCAAAAAAGAAGUUAUUGAAAGGAUGAAAUAUCCGCCAUUUAAUUGUAUCGAAGAAUGUAAUGCAACCAAAUACAGCGAGGCUGCUGAAUAUGCUGACCAAUUACAUGAUACGAUGUACAUGUAUGCUCUGAUUCUGAACAAAACGAUCGAACUCCAAGGAGUAGAUCAGAUUGCAAACGGUAGUAAUAUGGUUUACAAAACCAGCGGGAUUCAAUUCGACGGAAUGUCUGGACUGGUUCGAAUGAAUGAACAGGGCUAUCGCCUUCCGAAUAUGAUUCUUGCAAAUCUUGACUCAAACGCAGCUCAGAGAACUGUUGCAAAUAUGGAUAUUGAUGCGGUAGAAGUGAAUUUCACAUAUGUUCUACAAGAUGAGAGCCUAAUAUGGGAUGCGUAUGGCGGGGUAACACCUCUAACAAGACCAUUGUGCGGUUACAACGGCAAAAACUGUCCUGUAAACUUCUUUACCGAUUACUACUACAUUAUAAUAAUUGUUGCCAUUAUUCUAUUUCUGUGUAUUGUUGCCGCUAUAGUUGCUGCAUAUUUGGUGUACAAAGCUCGGCGUGACGAGCAAAUUAGACUUGAUGAACAAUGGCAGAUUCCUCACGUCAUGCUUCAACAAAUUGGAAAGAAGGAACGUGAGACGCAAUCAUCACGAUCGCUUCAGAGUAGCACAGGGACCACAAUAACGGGAGUUUCCCGGCCGGAAUUCAACACGGAAACUGAUCAAUACGCUCGGGGAAGUGUCAAAGAUGUAAUCAGUAGAACAUCAAUAACAAUGGAUGGCUUCUUCAUUUAUUGUCUUAUGAAAGAUAUUGCAAGUGGAAUUCAGUAUAUUCACCAUUCGUUUUUAAAAUAUCAUGGAAGACUUUCGUCGUCUUGUUGCUACAUCAAUGAUCGUUGGCAAGUGAGAAUUGGUGGAUACGGAUUGAAUUUCAUACAAUCACAUGAGAAGCCCACCGAAGAUGUGCGUUUGCAUAUGGCACCGGAGCAGCUUCGAGAGAAUGAGACAAUCGGUAGUCAAGAAGGGGAUAUUUAUAGCUUUGCGAUUAUUUGUUCUCAACAUAUUGGUCAUUGUUCACCAUGGGAUAUCGAGAAUAGAAAAGAAGAAGCUGAUGAAAUAAUUUUCAUGGUUCGAAAAGGGACUAGAAAUCCAUUACGACCAAGUCUUGACACUUCAGAAGACGACAUUAAUCCAUCACUUGUCCUCUUGAUACGAGAUUGCUGGGAAGAAGAUCCUAAGCAUAGGCCUUCAAUUGAUAAUGUUCUUAAGCAAAUGCGCUCCCUGAACUCUGGAAGAAGCUCUAAUCUCAUGGACCAUGUUUUUGCUGUUCUCGAACGGCAUGCUUCAAGCCUUGAGGAUGAGGUCGAAGAACGAAUGAAAGAACUCGUUGAAGAAAAAAAGAAAAGCGAUAUUUUAUUGUAUCGAAUGUUGCCACAACAGGUGGCCGAUCGUCACAAACUUGGCCAAUCCGUCGAGCCUGAAUCGUUCGAAAGCGUUACAAUCUUCUUCUCAGAUGUUGUCGGUUUCACGACCUUAGCCAGCAAGUGUUCUCCGCUUCAAGUUGUCAAUUUACUCAAUGACUUGUACACGACGUUCGAUGCAAUUAUUGAUCGAAAUGAUGCGUAUAAAGUAGAGACCAUUGGCGAUGGAUAUCUUUGUGUGUCAGGAUUACCGAAAAGAAAUGGACAAGAGCAUAUCAAUAAUAUCGCAAAAAUGUCAUUGGAACUGAUUGAAAAUAUCAAAUCGUUUCGAAUUGCUCAUCUACCUCAAGAACGCGUGAAUAUUCGAGUUGGAGUGCAUUCUGGAUCCUGCGUUGCUGGAGUUGUAGGACUUACGAUGCCACGCUAUUGCCUUUUCGGAGAUUCUGUGAAUACAGCGAGCCGAAUGGAAAGUAAUGGAAAGCCUGGACAUAUUCACUUAUCAUCUGAUGCUCAUUCUCUUUUAUCUAGUCUCUAUCAGGAAUACAUUUGCGAAAGUCGAGGAGAAGUCAUUAUAAAGGGCAAAGGAGUCAUGGAGACUUUCUGGUUGCUCGGACGAAAAUGA
Messenger RNA from Caenorhabditis bovis, 3231 nucleotides. The record is from the annotation of a GenBank genome assembly. Lineage: Eukaryota; Metazoa; Nematoda; Chromadorea; Rhabditida; Rhabditidae.